UUAAAAACGUUAAGCAGACUAUAAAGAUGUCAUUGGGUUAGAGUUUCAAGUGCCUCACCAGCAAGGACUACAGAGAAACCAUGCCAAAGAAGAGUAGGGCUGGCCUUUUGAAACAUGUGACAUCAGAAAAGUCUACAUGGGCUAUCUGUGUCCCUGCUCUACAGAAAGAACCCCUCAUACGGAGUUGUUUUACGCUCUUUGGCUGGUUUUAAUGCUUCACUUUCAUUAUGGUCAUUGCUUCGUGGUUGGGGAGGGGGAUUGGCUCGUCUUCCUAAUUGUGAUUCAUAUGGUUUUGCAUAUUUAAAUUGUGUUUACUGCUCUUGGUUGCUUUAAGAUGUUUUAGAUGUUGUUGGUUGUUGUGUACUUAUGUUUCCUUGGCAACAGUGUUCCAACUGUCUGUUUGUCACUUGUUGUAGAAAGCAGAAUGAUACCUUAAGCUAUGGGCAUCUACCAUUAGCAAACACUAUAUAUUACAUCUACAUGUCAGGACACUGUUACUCAAAAACUCUUGUUUUCAUUCACCUAGAUGCAUGGAAGGAGUGUGAAUUGGUGCAAUGUUAAAAACGUAUCUGGCUGUGUCCUCUUAUCUGUGUGCGCAGUGUAGGUUGUGACCUGCGCUUUGACAGGUGGCUGUGUAGAUGGCUGUUUUGGCUGGACCUGGUGUCCUGUAGCUACAGGUCUCUCUUGCUGAAAUGGAGAAACGCGAGACGCCUAAAGCCUGAGAGACUGUGUCAAGGGCACUCCACCAUCUGGCCUGCUGUCUGUGGGCACAAACGCAAGGCCUCGCAUUCGUCUUGUCAACUUUGCUGGGAUAGGAUUCGGUGACUGUACGGACCUGCGUCUGUGAACCGUGUAGAUUUUUUCCCACACACAAAAAUAAUUUUGCCUCGGCUAACUAGUUUAUUCUUUUCCAUAGAGUUAGAAUGUGUCUUCGGCCAAAAUGCACAGGAUAAUGUCCGCGUUUACAGAGGUGCAGUUUGGGCCAAUGAAGCUCCACGAAGAUCAGCUUCAGGUACUGUUAGUAUUUGCUAAAGAAGAUGGCCAGAGCAAUGGCUUCAUCUGGGCCUGUGAAAAAGCCAAGUUCAGGUGUAAUGUUGCCAGAACUCCUGAAUCUGCCCUGGAGUGUUUCCUGGAGAAGCACCAUGACAUCAUCAUCAUCGAUCAUAGGCAUUCCAGACACUUUGAUGCAGAAGCAUUAUGCCGGUCGAUUAGAGCGGCCAACUCUUCGGAAAACACUGUGAUGGUCGCCGUGGUGAGAAGGCCAGACCGGGAGGAGGGGUCAGUGAUGCCUCUGAUCUCCGCUGGAUUCAACCGCAGAUAUUUGGAAAAUGCCAACAUGAUGUCCUGCUACAAUGAGCUUCUACAGCUAGAGCAUGGAGAAGUGCGGUCACAGUUCAAACUCAGAGCAUGCAAUGCUGUUUUCACUGCACUGGAACAAAGUCAAGAGGCUAUUGAGAUCACAAGUGAAGACCAAGUGAUCCAGUACGUGAACCCUGCCUAUGAGUCCACUAUGGGAUACCAGCGGGGAGAGCUGAUUGGGAAGGAGAUCAUUGAAGUGCCUAUGAGCGAGAGGAACAAGCCUGAUCUUCUCGAGACCAUAAACGCCUGCAUACGGAAAGGAAAGGAAUGGCAGGGGAUUUAUUAUGCCAAAAAGAAGAAUGGAGAAAGUGUCCAGCAAAACGUGAGGAUCACGCCAGUGCCAGGACAGGGAAGAAAAAUCAGACACUAUGUGUCUAUUAACAGGCCUUUAAAUGAUAAUAAUAAGUCUGACAAGUCCAGUGAUCGUGUGCAAGCAGAGUCUCAGACAGAUAUGCAGUCCUGCAAACACAAGGACAGGAGGAAAGGCUCUCUGGACGUCAGAUCCACUACGUCCCGAGGGAGUGAUGGAAGUUCCCAGAGGAGGCACUCAUCCAUGGCCAGGAUUCACUCCAUGACCAUAGAAGCUCCCAUAACCAAGGUGAUAAACAUCAUCAACGCGGCCCAGGAGAGCAGCCCCAUGCCCGUGGCCGAGGCCCUGGACCGCGUGCUGGAGAUCCUGCGCACCACCGAGCUCUACUCCCCCCAGCUGGGCACCAAGGAGGAGGACCCCCACACCAACGACCUGGUGGGGGGGCUGAUGACUGAUGGUUUACGGAGAUUAUCGGGGAACGAGUACAUCUUUGCAACCAAACAGCUCCACCAUAUUCCCAGCCAUCUGAUCACACCGCUCUCGCUCAACGACAUCCCCCCUAGGGUGGCGCAGACCAUGGAGAAUGAAGACUCCUGGGACUUUGACAUAUUCAACCUGGAGACUGCGACUAUGAAGCGACCCCUGGUGUUCCUGGGACUGAAGGUUUUCUCGCGCUUCGGGGUGUGCGAGUUCCUGAACUGCCCUGAAGCGGUGCUGAGGUCGUGGCUCCAGGUCAUCGAGGCGAAUUACCAUGCCAGCAACUCCUACCACAACUCCAGCCACGCAGCCGACGUGCUGCACGCCACCGCCUACUUCCUCUGCAAGGAGAGGGUGAAGCAAAGCCUGGACCCCAUCGACGAGGUGGCGGCCCUGAUUGCUGCCACGGUGCACGACGUGGAUCACCCCGGCCGCACAAACUCCUUCCUGUGCAACGCGGGCAGCGAGCUGGCCGUCCUGUACAACGACACAGCCGUGCUGGAGAGCCACCACUCCGCCCUGGCCUUCCAGAUCACCACUCGCGACGACAAGUGCAACAUCUUCAAGAACAUGGAGAGGAACGAAUACCGCACCCUCCGCCAAGCGAUCAUUGACAUGGUCCUGGCCACUGAGAUGACCAAGCAUUUUGAGCACGUCAACAAGUUUGUGAACAGCAUCAACAAGCCAUUGGCAGCACUGGAGGAGAAUGGGGGCAAUGGGGACGAGGAGGCCACCAAAAGCAUUCUGAUGCUGCCGGAGAAUCGGAUUCUAGUGAAGCGCAUGCUGAUCAAGUGUGCAGACAUCUCCAACCCCUGCAGACCCCUGCAGCUCUGCAUCGAGUGGGCCGGCCGCAUCUCAGAAGAAUAUUUUGCACAGACUGAUGAAGAGAAGAGGCAGGGCCUGCCCGUGGUGAUGCCGGUCUUUGACAGGAACACCUGCAGCAUUCCCAAAUCCCAGAUUUCCUUCAUCGACUAUUUCAUUACGGAUAUGUUUGAUGCCUGGGAUGCGUUCGCAGAUCUGCCCAACCUCAUGCAGCACCUGGACAACAACUUUAAGUAUUGGAAAGGCCUGGACGAGCUGAAGCUGCACAGCCUGCGGCCGCCCCCGGAGUAGCGCUCCGCUGCCCCUGUAGCACUGCGCUCACGCAGAGCGCCCAUUUUCUCCACCUCACGCCGGAGCGUCUCCGUCGCGGCAGCAGCCCCUCCCUGCGGACUCCACACUCAUGACCACGUCACGUGCGGCCAAUCACGAGAGAGGCCGACCACCGUGACUGACCGCGCAAGACACCGGCUUCACAAACGAACAAAAACUGACAAUAAUGUGUCCCUACACUGACUUUGUGUUCGGCUGAAGGACAUAACCGCAUCCUGCGAUGGCGUGUCGGAGCUCUGUGACGCACGGUCCAGACUAUUACUUGAUGGUAUAUCAGGGAAACGGGCUUUACCCCUGAUGUGGAAGCAGACUUUUUGCUGUCUCGGGUUGACUGCUGGGCCAUGGAGAAGCAGGGCAGUGAAGUGUGUGAGGCUUGCUUUCGUCACACUCGGCCCCGCUGCGACAUCAUCACGCUGGCGACGGACGUGUGAUGUCACCCCGAAGCAAGACGCCGCAAGACCUCACACAACAGGAUUAUAUUCUCACUCCUUCAGAAAAACAAAAAACUGAACUACACUCCACCAUCCUUUAUUGGUCACUUUUUUUUCUUUGGUUUGUUUCUUUUUCCUCAAAAAUAGGUCUGCUAAUCCUUUGCCUUGAGAGGAUUUGUAGCAACACAAGGCAGCCCUAAAAACAUAGGGCUUGUGAUGUCAUGAUGGGUGUUCAGGGUGUGGAUGUUAAUUUUGGUCACAGUUGGACAGAUUCAAAACUGUACCCAUCUUAAUCAUAGGUAUUUACAGAUUCACAUUUUUUGAUAUUUAUUUUGUUUUAGAUGUUCAGUAUUUUCUAUAAAUUCACAAAUGAUAAGUAAAUAAAUUGGUGAAUUAAAAGAAGCAUACUACAAAAAAGCCAAAGCUGAUUUAACAGGAGUUUGCAUGGGUCAUAUCCUUAAAAACAUAUUUCAUUCAUGUCUAGAAGUUUUCAUCAUCAUACUACAAAGACCAAUUCAAUUGACACCUAUAUAUUGCACUGCAAACAACAAUUGAAAUGUAUGAUUUAAUCAUUUAUGGAAGAUGGAGAUGAUGAAUUUGGGAAUAAGCUGUUUUGUUGUUCACUUCCACAUGAGAGGGUGUCAGUUGAAAAGGCUGUGCUAGACCUGGAGUUAUUGGGUAAUUCUGUAACAGAUGGCUUUUGAUAACCCAGUACAUCUAUGAAAGUGUUUUGGACUUGAAAGCUCUUUCUCCCAGAAUUUUUUUAUAUCUGGUUUAUUCUACUGAAAGACUGCCUUAUUUUAUACAAUAUUUAUACAAUACAUCCCAAUGCGUAUGUGCAAAGUUUUUGAUAAUUUAGUCAAAAAGUAAUAUUCAGACAAAUCUCAAUAUUUUUAUAAAUUCAUGUAUUUUACACUGGAAUGACAAAAAUGAACAAAGAUUGGUGAUCUGGAAUUGUGUGAAAAUGUUUGUUAAAACCAUUGGAUGGGAGUUUCACUAUAAAUAUUUUUUUAAAAGAUAAUGGAUUUUCAGGGGGAGCAUAAUCCAGAAAUGUCUAUCACUGUGUAAUGCCAGUCCUCACACAUACAGCUUGCUCUGAUUUUGACAAGCACAUAUAUCGCCCAUUUGUUCCAGAACCAUGUACACCGAAAACCCAGGGAAAUAUUUAAUCCACCACUGGUUUCUGAUUAGGAUGCUAAUGUGUGAAAGAAUGUUCCUUAUUCAAAUUAUUUCCUACUUUUAUUUAAACCGUAUAUAUAAACAUGCCAUAAUGCAUGAGCCCACAUGAGUCAAUAUGAUAUAUUGACCAAAAAGCUUUUUCUUCUUUUAGUCAGAACUGUACACUCAAUCAGGGAAUGUGUUUGUUCGUUCUGAUUCACUGCUAUGUCCGGGCUAAGAGCACCGAAAAGAACUAGAAAUUAUUCUAUGGAGAAAUAAAAUAAUGAUAAUGAUUA
Molecule: messenger RNA, 5183 nt
Organism: Conger conger (European conger)
Lineage: Eukaryota; Metazoa; Chordata; Actinopteri; Anguilliformes; Congridae
Product: high affinity cAMP-specific and IBMX-insensitive 3',5'-cyclic phosphodiesterase 8A-like
Exons: 22
Coding region: 941-3259 (772 amino acids)
Biological process (GO): positive regulation of ERK1 and ERK2 cascade; cellular response to epidermal growth factor stimulus; signal transduction
Molecular function (GO): 3',5'-cyclic-AMP phosphodiesterase activity
Source: RefSeq, a predicted model, not a curated record